CCAUAGCGACAUGGCCUAGGCCGGCAGCCGGCCUGGACUCGGCCCCGGCGGGCGGGACGGCGGCGGGGCCAGGCCAGGCGGGGCGAGGCUGGGCCGGGCCGGUGGCGACUGGAGCAGGUGCGGGUCUGAGCGGCCCGGCGGGGAUGAGCCAUGGCUUCGGUGAAGGUGGCCGUGCGAGUGCGGCCCAUGAACCGCAGGGAGAAAGAACUUAAUGCGAAGUUUAUUAUUUCAAUGGACAAAAACAAAACGACAAUCACAAACUUAAAGGUACCAGAGGGUGGUAGUGGAGACCCAGGACGAGAAAGAACUAAGACCUUUACCUAUGAUUUUUCCUAUUUCUCAGCAGACAGUGAAAGUCCCAGCUUUGUUUGUCAAGAAAUGGUUUUCAAGAAUCUUGGUACAGAUGUAAUUAGGUCUGCUUUUGAAGGUUAUAAUGCUUGUGUUUUUGCGUACGGACAGACUGGAUCUGGGAAGUCCUACACCAUGAUGGGAAAUGCGGGUGAUGCAGGUUUAAUACCUCGAAUUUGUGAAGGAUUAUUCAGCAAAAUAAGUGAGAAAACAAAGCGGAAUGAGGCAUCCUUUCGAACAGAAGUCAGUUAUCUGGAAAUUUAUAAUGAACGUGUGAGAGAUCUUCUCAGACGGAAGUCAUCAAAAACUAAUAAUUUACGGAUACGAGAACAUCCAAAAGAAGGGCCUUAUGUUGAGGACUUGUCUAAACAUUUAGUGCAAAAUUACACUGAUGUGGAGGAACUUAUGGAUGCAGGAAACAUAAAUAGAACGACGGCUGCAACUGGAAUGAAUGCUGUCAGUAGCAGGUCGCACGCCAUCUUCACGAUCAACUUCACUCAGGCUAAAUUUGAUUCUGAAAUGCCUUGUGAGACUGUUAGCAAGAUUCAUUUGGUAGAUCUCGCUGGAAGUGAAAGAGCAGAUGCCACUGGUGCCACAGGGGUUAGAUUAAAGGAAGGAGGGAAUAUUAAUAAGUCUCUGGUUACUCUGGGAAAUGUAAUUUCUGCCUUAGCUGAUUUAUCUCAGGAUGCAACAAAUCCUCUUUCUAAGAAGAAACAAGUAUUUGUGCCUUACAGGGACUCUGUGUUGACUUGGCUGUUAAAAGAUAGCCUAGGAGGAAACUCUAAAACUAUUAUGAUUGCCACUAUUUCACCUGCUGAUGUCAAUUAUGGAGAAACUUUAAGUACACUUCGCUAUGCAAAUAGAGCCAAAAACAUCAUCAACAAGCCUACUAUUAAUGAGGAUCCUAACGUCAAACUGAUCCGUGAGCUGAGAGCUGAAAUAGCCCGAUUAAAAGCCCUGCUUGCUCAAGGGAAUCAGAUUGCACUCUUGCAUUCUCCAAUAGCUCUAAGUAUGGAAGAAAAGCUUCAGCAGAAUGAAGCAAGGGUACAAGAACUGACCAAAGAGUGGACAAACAAGUGGAAUGAAACUCAAGAUAUCUUGAAAGAACAAACCUUGGCUCUGCGGAAAGAAGGGAUAGGUGUUGUUUUGGAUUCUGAACUGCCUCAUCUCAUUGGCAUUGAUGAUGAUCUGCUCAGUACAGGUAUCAUCUUGUACCACUUGAAGGAGGGCCAAACGUAUGUUGGCAGAGAAGACGCUGUGACAGAACAGGAUAUUGUUCUUCAUGGCCUUGAUUUGGAAAGUGAGCAUUGCAUCUUUGAGAAUCUCAACGGUACUGUGAAUCUAAUACCACUGAAUGGAGCGCAGUGUUCUGUGAAUGGUAUUCAGAUUACAGAGGCCACACAACUAAACCAAGGUGCUGUUAUAUUACUUGGAAGAACCAAUAUGUUUCGCUUUAACCACCCCAAAGAAGCUGCUAAACUAAGAGAGAAAAGAAAGAUUGGACUGCUGUCUUCCUUCAGCUUGUCUAUGACAGAUCUUUCAAAAUCUUGUGAGAACCUGUCAGCAGUUAUGCUUUAUAAUCCAGGUCUUUUCCCUGUAAAAGGACCGAUCUGUCUAAGGCUAGAAUUUGAGAGGCAGCAACGAGAAGAGCUUGAAAAAUUAGAAAGUAAAAGGAAACAAAUAGAAGAGAUGGAAGAAAAACAAAGAUCUGACAAAGCCGAACUUGUAAGAAUGCAGCAAGAAGUAGAGUCGCAGCGCAAAGAGACAGAAAUAGUACAGCUGGAAAUUCGAAAACAGGAAGAGAGUCUCAAACGGAGAAGUGUUCACAUUGAGAGCAGGUUAAAGGAUUUGCUGGCUGAAAAGGAAAAAUUCGAAGAAGAGAGAUUACGGGAACAACAGGAGAUAGAGCUUCAAAAGACAAAGCAGCAGGAAGAAAUUUUUGCCCGGGUCAAAGAGGAGUUGCAGCGACUACAAGAACUUAAUCAUGAUGAGAAAUCAGAGAAAAUGCAGAUUUUCCGUGAACUAGAAAAACUUAAAAAGGAAAAAGAUGAACAGUAUAUUAAGCUGGAAUCAGAAAAAAAGAGACUUGAAGAACAGGAAAGGGAGCAGGUGAUGCUGGUGACUCAUCUAGAAGAGCAACUUAGAGAAAAACAGGUAAUGAUAGAGCUCCUGAAGAGAGGGGAUGUACAAAGAGUUGAAGAAGAGAAAAGAGAUCUUGAAGAUAUUAGGGAGUCUCUUUUGAAAGUCAAGGAAGCCCGAUCUGAAGGUGAUGAAAACUGUCAAGAGUUAGAAAAAGCACAGCAUGAUUUUGUGGAGUUUAAAAGGAAACAACUGGAACAAUUGACUCUUUUGGAAAAAGAUUUAAUUCAGCAAAUGGAUCACCUAGAAAAGGAAAUAGCAGAUGGCAAAGGAGCUCUGGAACACUUAAUAUUUGCACAUGAGGAGCAUUUAAAUCUCAAGAGAGAUGAUGAAGACUUUGUGGAUGCUGUGUUCAAGGCUGAAGAAGUUGACAAGGUAAAGCCAGCAGAGUACAGGCUCCAAUCUAAAGUACGCCAGCUUGAGUACCUGAAAAGUAAUCAUUUGCCAGCUCUGCUGGAAGAAAAACGAAGGGCUUCUGAAGUCCUUGAUAGGGGCUUGUUAGGGUUAGAUAACACUCUCUAUCAAAUAGAGAAAGAAAUAGAGGAAAAAGAAGAGCAGCUUGCCCAGUAUAGAGCCAGCACAAAUCAGCUGCAGCAGCUUCAGGAAACAUUUGAAUUCACAGCCAAUGUAGCUCGUCAGGAAGAAAAGGUUCGCAAAAAGGAAAAAGAAAUCCUUGAGUCAAGGGAAAAGCAGCAGAGGGAGGCGCUGGAGCUGGCUGUCGCGAAGUUAGAAAGACGGCACUCUGCUUUGCAGCGUCGUUCGACGAUAGACUUUGAAAUCGAGGAGCAGAAGCAGAAGCUUGCCACCUUGAACAACACCUGCGGCGAACAGGCUGGGCUGCAGGCCAGUCUGGAAGCUGAGCAAAAAGCCCUCGAACAAGACCGAGAAAGGUUGGACCAGGAAAUUCAGCAACUGAAGCAAAAAAUCUAUGAGGGCGAUGGUUGUCAGAAAGGAAAUCAUGGAACGUUAGAAGAGAGACUGUCCCACCCCGCUUUCCCUACCAGCCCGACAAAGCCACAGCCGCCUGCUGCUCCACUAGUUGACGAUAGGAUAAAUGCCUUUAUUGAACAAGAAGUGCAGAGAAGGCUCCAGAAUAUUCAUCAUAAAGCUGAGGAUAAUGACGUUAGCCUGUCCUGGUCUGCAGAAAGUGGAAAGGAUAAUGAGAGGCUUAAUAAUGGCACUGUUAAACGCAAGCUGAAGUAUGAGAAAAGUCAACAGUGGCAGCCACAUUGUGGCUUUCCAUUUAUGCCUAAAGAUGGCAAUUGUGUUUCUGAGUUGUGUGGAGGCAACGCAGGAGCAAGAGUCCAUAAAAGACAGAUGGAAUAUACAGAGAUGUGGGAUUUAUUUACCAGUUCUGGAAGAAUCUCCUCCUCUUUUACAUCAGAGAACACAUUUGAGAAUGAAGGGAAUAAUUUGGAACAAGAGAACUUUGCUUGUCACUGUGACGUUGAAAGUAGUUUAAUUCACUCUAAAAAUAUUAAUACUUUAAAGAAUAAGAAUGUUCCUCAUCAGAAUGUUUUAUCUACUUCUUUACGAAGUCAUGACUUAAAUAACGUGGCUUAUUCGCUCUGCAAGGUUGAAAAUUUCAGUCAUUUUGACAAUAAAAUAACAAUUUCUCAGGAUUUUGACAGCUCAAGAACUGAAUCUGAUUGUUCCCACUUGAAACAGCUGUCUCCUGUAGGAUCCUUAAUGGGUGCUAAUGAGCAGGAUGGCUUUAACAGUGUAUUGUGCCUUCACUUUUCUCAGUCUAAUGUGCAUUCUGAAAUAAUAACUUAUAAAGAAAACAGCCCAUUUAAGACGAUGCACCAGACAAUCAAAGACCAGGCUAGUAAUCCUCAGCUUCCAACACAAGAAACCUCUGAAUUGAUUUCUUUCAAGUCAACAGCUUCUCGUUUUGAUGUGAGCCCAGAGCACAGCUAUGGCUUGGGUUAUCUUUUCAGUAAGCUUUCCUGCCUCUACAAAGAUACCAGUAGUCAGCUGCUCAACGGUACGGUGGUUUCGAAACAAAUAAAGGAGCUGGGAAGUUUGUGUGACAGAAGUGAGAGAUGUGCACAAGUGGUAUCAUUAAUAAAAAAUUUGCCAUUUAUAAGAAACUUGCAAGUAAAUAUAUUCUUCAAGUCAGAUACGAAUCAAGACUUGUGCCACUCUACUGAUGAUGCUGAAGUUCAUACUGGAAAUGUCAUUCAGCCUGAAUGUCCUGGGCAAGAGGUUAUCACAGUGUGUGCAAGCACAGAGAUCUCUGGCGGUUGUGCAAGAAAGCCCUACGAAGGAUUCGCGUGCUGUUGUGAAAAUGAAGAGCUGGAAAAGAGUCUUGUGUUAAGACAGGAAUUUGUGCAUUUUCCUGCUGUCCUUUCGAAGCUUCAGGUCUGUUCUCUGGAAAAAGUCCUGGAAUUUUUGACCUGUGCCUUACCUCAAAUUUGUAUGAGAAUGGAGGAGUUGAAAGGUGUCUAUUGGCUUGUGGUUGCCAAUUGCAGAAAGCCUGAACCACAACCUGCGUGCUUGCUUUUGUUCAGCUCCAUCCUCUAUGUUGUUUCACCAGUCAAACAAGAUGUCUGCCCCAGUUCCUUGGCAAUGCUUCAUGAGGUUCCCAUUGUCACGAUAAAGGAGAUUCAAGUUGGCUUUGCCGGACAGAAUAUUAGUCUUCUGUGUUCUGCUGAAGAUGGUUUACUAACAAUAUUUACCUAUAACAAACGCUUGACUCAAAGAAUUUGCCAUGAUAUAAUAAGCCUUUUUAUUUCUGCAACGGAUGAUGCUAUUUAUUUAAAUCACCAGCUCUUGAAAGACGAUUUGAUGCAACUUUCGCUUGACUGGACAGCAGAAGUAAAUGAUUUCAUUUUUUCUAAUGGAGUACGAUUGUCCUGUAAUUUUAGAACUGAAUUAGCUGAUCUAGUUUACAUCCUCCAUGAAAAUAUGGGAAGUAUUAAACCUUCAUUAGGUGAUAUUCAUGUACUGCUGUAUUCUUCAGUGAAAGUAGACUCUGCUAAGCAGACUUUGUAUAGAACUCUCAUUCUUACAACUACUCAUAUAGGUCUCUUAAGGGAAAAUAAAGUCUUUUAUCCUUCACCUAACUUUCCGGGUGCUUCAUGCCAGCGUUCACAAUUUGACAGCCUUCAGUUGUACAGUUUGAAUGAUAUCCGAUGUGUAGUUUUUCCAGAUAAAGAGAACUUCACAAAAAUUGAGCUUGUGUUUUCUAGAAGGAGUAAGGUUGGAUCUGAUUCAGGAAUUGUUUGUUCUAAAUACUGUGAAAAAGAAAUAAAUACUCAACUGACAGUCAUCCCAUCAAUUCUUCAAAGCAGUUCACAUAUCCCUUUGGAAACCUGGAAAUUAACAUUCAGUUCAAGUGAAGAAGCCAUUUGGCUAAUUAAGCAUCUGACUAGGUGUUGAAAUCCAAAUACGUUAAUGAAUACUGAUAAUUUUUUUCUUUUCUUUUUUUUUUUUUUUUUGUUUUAUGUUAUCAAUAGGCAAAAGAGUCUCUUAAACCUGUAAGGGAAUACGGUACAAUAUGAACAUACAUAUUAGCAAAAAACAUUAUUACUUGAGUACUUACUUUUUGUGAGUCUCUGAUAUGCUGUAUAUAAAUUUUAUUGGGAAAGUGAAGAAAUUAAAU
This is a messenger RNA of Columba livia (rock pigeon), 6094 nucleotides long. RefSeq names its product kinesin family member 16B (gene KIF16B). Gene Ontology annotation, biological process: microtubule-based movement. The transcript has 24 exons. NCBI's taxonomy places the organism in Eukaryota, Metazoa, Chordata, Aves, Columbiformes, Columbidae. The record is from RefSeq and is a predicted model, not a curated record. Bases 151 to 5871 code for a protein of 1906 amino acids. Gene Ontology annotation, molecular function: microtubule binding; microtubule motor activity; ATP binding.